AUGCGUUGUGUUGGUGCCAGAAAUACUGUUAUCACAAUGCAACGCUCUAAUGUGCUGGUUCAUGAGAAUGGGAUCACUAUGGUGAUGCAUCCGAUGAAGGAGAGACACAUUUGGACAAGCAAACCCAGAGACCUGACAUUUGUGACUGACAGGGCACAGAGACGUCCCAAGAAUUUUCCUCCUGGGCCACUACUUUUUCCUUUCGUUGGCACUAUUGUGGACUAUAAGCAGCCCAUCCACCUCACUCUGCAGAAGCUUAUUGGCCGGUAUGGCAACAUUUUCAGUGUGCAGUUUGGAAAUCUGACAUUUGUGGUGGUCAACGGAUGCCAACUAGUGAAGGAAGCUCUUAUCCAUCAAGCUGAAGUAUUUGCAGAUCGACCACAUAUACCACUUCUCUGUGAAAUUUUUAAAGGCCUUGGGCUGAUAUCAUCAAAUGGAUGUAUCUGGAGGCAACAAAGAAAAUUUGUUUUAUCAGCCCUGAAAAGCAUUGGUGUAAGCUUUGAAGAACGAAUACAGGAAGAGAGCAGAUAUCUUACGGAAGCAAUAGAGGAAGAGAAAGGGCAACCAUUUGACCCUCAUUAUAAAAUUAAUACUGCUGUUUCAAAUAUUAUCUCUUCCAUCACUUUUGGGGAGCGCUUUGAAUACCAUGACAAUCAGUUCCAGGAAUUACUGCAUUUACUCUCUGAGACAUUACUCCUCAUAGGAAAUUUUUGGGGCCAGCUGUAUAAUGCUUUCCCCUGGCUAAUGAGGUGGGUCCCAGGGCCCCAUAAUAAAAUUUUCAAACAUUGGGAGAAACUUAAAUAUUUUGUGAAAGGAGUGAUUGCAAAGCACAAGGAGAACUGGAAUUCAUCUGAAACCCGAAACUUCAUUGACUGUUAUCUGAAGGAAAUAGAAAAGUCUAAGGAUGAUUCCAUCUCUUAUUUCAAUGAGGAAAAUCUACUGUGUUGCACAUUGGAUCUGUUUUUAACUGGGACAGAAACAGCUGCCACAACCAUACGCUGGGCUCUGCUGUACAUGGCAGUAUAUCCCAAAAUUCAAGAGAAAGUGCAAACAGAAAUUGAGACAGUGAUUGGCCAGUCCCGGCAACCAAUGAUGGAUGACAAAGAGAAUAUGCCGUAUACCAACGCAGUCCUCAAUGAAGUACAAAGGAUGGGCAACGUAGUACCUAUAAAUGUGCCCAGAAUGGCAACCAGUGACACUACACUGGCAGGAUUCCAUUUGCCAAAAGGUACCACUUUGAUCCCCAAUUUGACAUCAAUAAUGUUCGACAAGAAUGUGUGGGAAACUCCUGAUACAUUUAAUCCUGAGCAUUUCCUGGAAAAUGGCCAGUUUAGGAAGCGGGAAGCCUUUCUGCCUUUUUCUGCAGGAAAGCGGGUUUGCCCUGGAGAGCAGCUGGCUAGAACAGAGCUGUUCAUCUUCUUCACCACCCUUAUUCAGAAAUUCACAUUCCGAGCUCCAGAGAACGUGGAGUUAAACUUUGAAUUCACAAUAAGCCUCACACGCUGUCCGAAGCCAUUCCAGAUUUGUGCUGUUUCUCGCUGCUGAAGAUCAGGAAGAUGUUGUUGGUUUUGCUUCUCAUUAAACAUCUGCUGUUCAA
This is a messenger RNA of Chelonia mydas (Green sea turtle), 1597 nucleotides long. RefSeq names its product cytochrome P450, family 2, subfamily J, polypeptide 19 (gene CYP2J19). The coding region runs from base 1 to 1545 and encodes 514 amino acids. The transcript has 11 exons. NCBI's taxonomy places the organism in Eukaryota, Metazoa, Chordata, Testudines, Cheloniidae. Gene Ontology annotation, molecular function: iron ion binding; heme binding; oxidoreductase activity, acting on paired donors, with incorporation or reduction of molecular oxygen, reduced flavin or flavoprotein as one donor, and incorporation of one atom of oxygen. Gene Ontology annotation, biological process: xenobiotic metabolic process. The record is from RefSeq and is a predicted model, not a curated record. Gene Ontology annotation, cellular component: cytoplasm; intracellular membrane-bounded organelle.